Mus caroli (Ryukyu mouse) is the source of this 1505-nucleotide messenger RNA. Lineage: Eukaryota; Metazoa; Chordata; Mammalia; Rodentia; Muridae. The record is from RefSeq and is a predicted model, not a curated record.
UAGCUUAUCCCACCAGAGCCUGCUGGAGGGGAACCAAACAAGCUUGGACCUGAGGCUGGGACUAGCUUUCCUGUUUCUGGAGUGGAUGCCACCCCCCUGCCCACCAGCCUGCCUGUCCACGCCAGGGACACACAGACUCCUUCCCUUUCCAGACUGGAAAGCCCCCUCCUGGGAGAGCAGGAAGGAAGCAACCUGCAACUCUUCCAGCCCUGAACCUUGGGCUGAGCCUACAGUUCAAGGGUGCCUCUGUUGGAGAGGCUGCUGCUGUGAUUUGAAAAUCUUCUUUCCUUGGUGAAUUUCCAGAAGGCUCCAGAUGAAUUGUAUUGGGUACCACCCCGCCCGGAGGCUGCGGGCCUGGGGCGGCCUGGCUGGAGGUGCAACGUUCAUGAUAAUCUGGCUUUUCUGGCUGCGGGGAUCAGCUCCUGGAAGUGCCCCAGUGUCUCAGUCCACACUCACCAUCCUUAUCUGGCACUGGCCUUUCACCAACCGGCCACCAGAGCUACCUGGUGACACCUGCACUCGCUAUGGCAUGGCCAGCUGCCUUCUGAGUGCUAACCGGAGCCUGAUAGCCAGUGCUGAUGCUGUGGUCUUCCACCACCGUGAGCUGCAAACCCGGCGAUCUCGCCUGCCCCUGGACCAGAGGCCACACGGACAGCCUUGGGUCUGGGCCUCCAUGGAAUCGCCCAGUAAUACCCAUGGUCUCCAUCGCUUCCGGGGCAUCUUCAACUGGGUGCUGAGCUAUCGGCGUGAUUCAGAUAUCUUUGUACCCUACGGUCGCUUGGAGCCUCUCUCUGGGACCACCUCCCCACUACCGGCCAAAAGCAGGAUGGCUGCCUGGGUGAUCAGCAAUUUCCAGGAGCGGCAGCAGCGUGCAAAGUUGUACCGGCAGCUGGCCCCUCAUCUGCAAGUGGAUGUGUUCGGUCGUGCCAGCAGACGGCCCCUGUGCGCUAAUUGUCUGCUGCCCACUUUGGCCCGGUACCGCUUCUACCUGGCCUUUGAGAACUCACAGCAUCGGGACUACAUCACUGAGAAGUUCUGGCGCAAUGCCCUGGCGGCUGGUGCUGUACCCGUGGCGCUGGGACCUCCUCGGGCCACCUACGAGGCUUUUGUGCCACCAGAUGCCUUUGUACACGUGGAUGACUUCAGCUCUGCCCGUGAACUGGCUGUCUUCCUCGUCAGCAUGAAUGAGAGUCGUUAUCGUGGCUUCUUUGCUUGGCGAGACAGGCUCCGUGUGCGGCUCCUGGGUGACUGGAGGGAGCGCUUCUGCACCAUCUGUGCCCGCUACCCUUACUUGCCCCGCAGCCAGGUCUAUGAAGACCUUGAAAGCUGGUUCCAGGCUUGAACUCCUGCUGCUGGGAGAGGCUGUGUGGGUGGGAGACUGAUGUUGAAACCAAAGAGCUGGGCAUCCAGGCUUUUGGUCACCAUGGGACUAACCCAAGGCUUUAGCUCAGUGAGCAGGAAUUCAGGAUAUAAGGAGAAGACUGGGCUGAGACACCCUGGUGGGC